Messenger RNA from Motacilla alba alba, 1085 nucleotides. RefSeq names its product proline-rich protein 2-like. NCBI's taxonomy places the organism in Eukaryota, Metazoa, Chordata, Aves, Passeriformes, Motacillidae. The record is from RefSeq and is a predicted model, not a curated record. The coding region runs from base 35 to 622 and encodes 195 amino acids. The transcript is spliced from 2 exons.
CAGCGCAGAGGCGGGCGAGCCAAGAGCGCGGCAGAUGCGGGCACGGCAGCGCCCGCGGGAGCCCGCGCAGCGCCAGCCCGGCUGCCCCGAGCUGCGGCCGGAGGCGGCGGGCGCGGCACUGCCCGCGCCGGCAGCCCCGCGAGGGAGGCUCGGGACCGAGCGGCGAGGAGCGACCCCGCACGGCUCGCCUCGCCGGGACCAGCGCCCAAGGCUGCGGGAAAAGCAGGGAGGGAGGAGCCAGCCCCGCCAGCCGCUCCAUCGCCCGCCCGGGGCGGAGGGGCCGCGCUCGGAGCCGCUCGCCCCCGCCACCCCCGGACGCGCGUCCUCGGGGCCGCUACCGCCCCCUGCCGGCCGCGGCGCUGACAGCCCCCAUCCGCCCGCCCCGCCGCCCUCGGGGCCGGCACAGGAGGGAAGGAAGACGGGAGGGGGCAGCUCUAAGCGAUCAGCCGGGCCGGCCCCGCCCGCAGCCUCCGCAUCCCGCCGCAAGCGGAGCGGACCAGGGAAAACGGCGACGUAUACGCGGCAAAGCGGCUCCCAGCGCACCGCCAGCGCAGCGCCCACAGCGCCACGGUUGCCCGACCCCCUCGUCCCCGCCACCCGCCACUCCCCGCAUGUGUGCUGAGGAUGUUCUAAAGCAAGCUUUCCCAGGCCAGCGUACUGGUGGCAUGGAUCACCUCCGGUUUCAUCUGUGGAACAAACAGGGCCAACCACAGAAACUGCUCCAAUGGAAAAGUAAUGUUAAGAAAAUAUUUAGUCUUUCCUAACUAUUCCAGCUGUGGUUCUGGCCUUCACUUUCUCUGUGAGGACAGUGCAUAGAAGAGGCAGUCAUAAUACUUAUAUCUGUCCCAUUCCAAGUGCUUAAAUAAGAUUCCUGACUUUUCCUGGCUACUCCUCCAAAUAUCUGGAAGAAAGAAAGCAGCACUAUCCAUCCUAUCAAUUAUCUACAGACCAUUCGAAAAUUGCCUGCUGACUCCAUCUUUGAGAUUGCUGCUAAGGAAAACACAAAAGUUGUGUGUCUGUAAAUGUAAUAAUAAAUCCACUUCACUUGACUGUGACAUAAAACUUCUCCAAUAGUUCAUGUUUCU